Prunus dulcis (almond) is the source of this 693-nucleotide messenger RNA. RefSeq lists its product as uncharacterized. Lineage: Eukaryota; Viridiplantae; Streptophyta; Magnoliopsida; Rosales; Rosaceae. The record is from RefSeq and is a predicted model, not a curated record. Bases 1 to 693 code for a protein of 230 amino acids. The transcript has 2 exons.
AUGUGCAAAUACGAAGGGGGUGACUCAAAAGGCUUAAUAGUUCCACGGACCAUCAAAUUUGCUGAACUGGUGGACCGUGUGCAUCAGAUUGGUAAUACAAACAUCAGGGAAGACAAGAUUUGCUUAAAAUUCUCAGUUUUUGUGGCCUCGAAUGAGUGGAAGCACAUAAAGAUUGAGGACGAUGAUGAUGUCAAUUUUUUUAUGAAGUACAAUUCCGAGGCAACAGCUGUGAAUUGUCCCCAGUACUACUUCAACAUGUCCGAUGUAAGCCCUCCUAACGAGCAAGUCAGUUACCCGGGGGACCAGCCCUGGCAUGUGCCAUUCCCAUCUCCACCUCGGACUCCCAAUCAUGAUCCCACUUCAUCUGGAAGUGAGGCUGAGACUCAUGAUCCGCUUGACAAAAUCUCUGCCGUCAAGCACCACCUCCAAUAUAUGUCAAAGGCAACGGAUUGGUGGGAGAGUAAGUGCGAUAUUCAUGGCCAAGUUAUGGGAAACUUGGCCAACAAGUUGAACAAAGCAUACGCUGGAGAGGUGAAGCAAGCUCUUAAAGCAAAAAGUCGGAGCAAAGAGUUAGAGUCCUUGAAGUUGAAAUUGGAAGACAAAAAGAAAAAUGCCCUCGAAACAUUCACACAAUCUGAAGAAUAUAACCAUGAAAUGGUUGAAUGUUUCAACAACGGCUUCGAAAUGUUCUGA